GAAAUCGCUGCGCCUGUGCCUUUAUUUCACCUUGUAGAUCCACUGUCUUCUGUGGUGCGGAUCUACCAGCUGGAGAUUCCCUUAAAGAAGUUUAUGCAAGGCUUUUGGUGAACAUGAACAUCCUGCAAGUCCUUUGCAUCCUGCAGCUGGUUGGUCCUGCUUUUACGCUGACACAGCCUGUGAAUGACUACUGGGGGGAGUUUGGGGCCUAUGGCCCCUGCAGCCGUACCUGUGGCACCGGAGUGUCAAUGAGAACCAGGAGAUGUAUUACUUCAAGGACAGAUGGUGGCCACAACUGUGUAGGAUCCUCCAAAUCGUUCCUCACCUGUAAUACACAGGCCUGCCCAGUUGGUUCGAGAGAUUUCAGGGAGGAGCAGUGUUCGGAAUUUGACAGAAUAGACUUUCAAGGAAAACGUCACACAUGGGUGCCUUAUUAUGGAGCCUCCAACCCAUGUGAGCUAAACUGUGUACCAAGAGGACAAAACUUCUUCUACCGCCACAGGCCCACAGUGGUGGAUGGGACUCCAUGCUAUGUGGGGCGCACCGAUAUCUGUGUGGAUGGAGUCUGUCGGUUACUGGUCCAUGGGGAGUUUAUGGGUUUGGACAACGACACUUUCUCUGUCCACUCCUCUGCUCCCGUCGCUGUUGCCCCCCAUCCAAGAGACACGCGCACCUACAUCUACCGGGCCGGGGUCUACGGAGAGUGCUCUGCCUCCUGCGAUGGAGGCAUGCAGUACCGCAGCGUGGACUGUUUGGUUCAGGACCCGUCGAACCCUCAUGUGGUGGACGAGUCUUACUGCGUCGCCCAGCGCCUGCAGAAGCCGCAGAGUCAGCAGGCGUGCAACAUGCACCCGUGUGCUGCAGCAGAGUACAGCGUCUCCAGCUUCAGCGUGUGUUCAGUGACCUGUGGGGAAGGGCAGCAGACGAGGGAGGUGGUCUGUGUGGGAGCGAGAGGGGAACACCUGCCUGACCACGCCUGCAGGGGACUGACCCGACCCGCUUCUGUCCAGACCUGCCGCCGACCUGCAUGUCACCAGCGCGUCUCCUGGCAUGUCACUGACUUUGGACUUUGCUCUAGAAGCUGUGGCGGUGGCGUGAGAGAGAGGAAGAUUGGUUGUUUUGAUACGGAUCUGAAUCCCUUCCCUGAGGAUCAAUGCGGAUUGGAUAGCAGGCCCACAUCUGCUGAAACCUGCAAUUCACAGCCUUGUCAUAGAGCACAAAUGGUUCCAAGCAUUCAGGACUCAGGGCCAGGUAGAAGUCCCAUAAGGUUUGUGCCCCAUGUUCCAGGGGAACCGUCAGGUCAUCCUUGUGCGCAGACAUUAUACGGAUGCUGCGCUGACGGCCAUACACCUGCAACUGGACCCAGGAACCAGGGCUGCACACAAGAUGACUGCGUUCGCAGCAGAUUUGGCUGUUGCUCAGAUGGCGUGACAGCAGCUCGAGGGUUCGGUAUGGCUGGAUGUCCUGACUACCAACCACCUGGGCCAAGAGAGACGCUCACCUACAUCUAUCGGGCCGGAGUCUACGGGGAGUGCUCUGCCACCUGCGACGGAGGCAUGCAGUACCGCAGCGUGGACUGUUUGGUUCAGGAACCAUCGAACCCCAGAGUGGUGGACGAGUCUUACUGCGUCGCCCAGCGUCUGCAGAGGCCACAGAGUCAGCAGGCUUGCAACAUGCACCCGUGUGCUGCUGCAGAGUACAGCGUCUCCAGCUUCAGCGUGUGUUCAGUGACCUGUGGGGAAGGGCAGCAGACGAGAGAGGUGGUCUGUGUGGGAGCGAGAGGGGAACGCCUGGCCGACCACGCCUGCAGAGGACUGGCCCGACCCGCAUCUGUCCAGACCUGCCGCCGACCUGCUUGUCACACGCACAUCACUUGGCACGUGACCGAAUUUGGACUUUGCACCAGAAGCUGCGGAGGCGGCGUGAGGGAGAGGAAGGUCGGCUGCUUCGAUUCAGAUCUCAACCCCUAUCUGGAGGAACGAUGUGGAGCAGCUAGCAGGCCUCUUGCCGUGGAGUCAUGCAACACGCAACCCUGUCCAGGAGUGCAAAUGGUUCCAAGUGUUCAAAAUCCAGGGGCUGGAGGAAGCCCGAGAACAUUUGUGCCACAUGUUCCAGGAGAUCCUUCAGUUUCAAGGCCGGAUACAUACAGUGAGCGGGAUCCCUACCCUCCUGUGUAUGGUCCUCACUGCUCGCAGUCGUUAUACGGCUGCUGUCCUGAUGGCCAUACCUCUGCGACUGGACCCAGGUACCAGGGCUGCCCACAGCAUGACUGUGCUCAGAGCAGGUAUGGCUGUUGCUUGGAUGGAGUGACUCCAGCUCCAGGAGCUGGAAGGGCCGGAUGUCCUGAGUUUCAGACAACUGAGCAGCGUCCAUCUCGCCCUGUCGAUCCACCCAGCGGGAAUGUGUGCCUCCUUCCCCAGGACGAGGGUCCUUGUGACACGUGGAUUGUUCGCUUUACAUUUGACUACAGCACUGGCAAAUGCAAGGAGUUCUGGUAUGGAGGCUGCCACGGCAAUGCCAAUAACUUCAGGUCAAUGGAAGCUUGCAAGAGAGAGUGCAGCGGCGCAGCAAGGGAGCCUGCACCUGCCAGGGGAACGUCCAGAAGAGGGUCACUUGGUAGCGUUGCAAGGGCAAGGGCUCAGCGCUCACGUCUUCAGCAUACAGGAUAAAAGAAAGGGUUACUGUUACUCACAGAUUAGUAUUCAGAGAAAUUGGAAAUCACUGCAAAAUGUUUCAAAACAAUAUCUCUCAUGAUUACAUUAUUUUCAGAUGAAAAUGCUUCUUGAAGCCUUUAGAACUUUCUUUAGCUACCGAUACUCUAGGUGACUCUCCAAUGUCACCUAGUCUCAUUCUCUGCGUCAAAUCAACUUAAGACAGGAAGAUAAUAGUUUUUUUUUUAAUCAAAUGACAUAGUUACAAAUCUUUGAUCUGAUUUUACAUUUGAUUGUUUUCUUUCACAAAUCUAUGUUGUGUCCAUUAUUUUUGAUUGGUUCAUUCAGAUUAACAUUAAAACAUCUUACAGGCCCAGUCAAUAAAGAGUUUACCUGGUAACCUUGCAA
This is a messenger RNA of Fundulus heteroclitus (mummichog), 3059 nucleotides long. RefSeq names its product papilin. Gene Ontology annotation, molecular function: serine-type endopeptidase inhibitor activity; metalloendopeptidase activity. The record is from RefSeq and is a predicted model, not a curated record. Lineage: Eukaryota; Metazoa; Chordata; Actinopteri; Cyprinodontiformes; Fundulidae. The transcript has 19 exons. The coding region runs from base 114 to 2669 and encodes 851 amino acids. Gene Ontology annotation, biological process: extracellular matrix organization. Gene Ontology annotation, cellular component: extracellular matrix.